AUGGUGCGCCUCCUCUCAUUGCUUCCACUGGCACUUGCCACCAUCCCACCACUCCCCAACCUCAUCGUCCCCGAAGUCAGCCAUACCUUCUACGGCUACCCGGACAACGACCCUCCAGGCCCGGCCAUCUCCUAUGACUGCGGUCGUGGCCUAACCGCGGCUGGCACCGGCACCUACGCCGAUCCGUUGACCUUCGCCUCUGCUCCAGACGAGUUCGACUACUGCGAGAUCAUCUAUGACCCCUACCUACGCAAGUACCUCCGUCAUGAGGACUACUGCGUCCAGUGCGUUGCAGACUGGGAAACCAAGAAGUACCACAUCGAUGUCUGGACGGGCAGCAACUGGCUCAGUGGCGAUGAUGAUCAGAUCGAUUGCGAAAAGAGCCUGACUCCUCAGGCAGAGUCGCAGAGUGUUAUGCGAUAUCCUAGUUCGAACCUAACGGUGGACGUCACGCCUCUCUACACCGUGUCUGUCGACGACUCUUGCGAGGUGAUUGCUCUAUGCAAUGUGGACCAUGUUUAUCCGGACUACGACCUAGACAAUUAG
Aspergillus sclerotioniger CBS 115572 is the source of this 546-nucleotide messenger RNA. RefSeq lists its product as uncharacterized. The transcript is spliced from 2 exons. Lineage: Eukaryota; Fungi; Ascomycota; Eurotiomycetes; Eurotiales; Aspergillaceae. The record is from RefSeq and is a predicted model, not a curated record. Bases 1 to 546 code for a protein of 181 amino acids.